AUGGACAAUAACAGCACCAUGCUUGAUGAUCGACUUUCUGUGGACCAGGGCACGGAGUUGACUAGGGCCGUGCGCAGUGGCGAUUAUGACCUCACCAAAAAGCUGGUAGCGGACGGCGCAUCUCUAGACGCCAAGCAUCACCACGAAACGCCUCUAGAUACUGCUUCGAGAGAUGGAAAUACAGAGAUCGUGGAAGCUCUCCUAGCCGCCGGUGCGGACGCCAGCCUUCGACGAGGUGGAGUUUUCUCAGCCCUCCAGCUGGCCGCCGCGAACGGCCAUGCGCUCGUCUUGUCUGCAUUGAUCAGACACGGGGUUGACGUCAACGAAUGGCACCGAGAAUCCGGAAUUAAUUACAGCCCUUCACAUGGCCGCGAAAACAUCCAGCCAGAGGCAAUCGCCAUUCUCGUAGGGGCUGGGGCCAGCACGCAUGAAAGGGACGCAGGCGGUGGUACAUCUCUUCACGAUGCUUCCGACGAUUUGAGUCUUGAAGCUGCCGUCGCUUUGCUCAAGCGCGGAGCGGACAUCAACGCUCUGCUCGUGAUAAGUAUGGAUGCAUCCCACUGCACAGAGCAGCAGAUAACUUAA
Messenger RNA from Ectocarpus siliculosus, 585 nucleotides. Lineage: Eukaryota; Phaeophyceae; Ectocarpales; Ectocarpaceae. The record is from the annotation of a GenBank genome assembly.